UUACACCUAAAAUUAUACUAUUCUUAAUACGAGUUAUUACCGUGUCUAAUAAUUAUCAUCAAAGCGUGCAAGAGCUAUUUCAUUUCUGCGAUAUCGUGACAGUAAAUUUCAUCGCCAAUAGUAACUCAACGUUUAGAUAAAUCCGAAAAAUGACUGGGCUGUUCUCUGGCAUCAUCGGCAGUCUUGUAGGAUCCGGAAUCCAGGCUGUAACCGGUGGGAUUCCGAUAUCAGAAGAUGCAUCGAAAGCCUUAGACGUGCUACGUGUUGGCGGAUUGCCGGUACCCCCUGUAAAUUGGUUUUCGACAAGUGCAACAUCGUCGAACAAACAGAACCCACAGAUGCAUGACUGCGAGAAAAUCGAGCAGCACAUCGCGGGAGCUUUGCAGGUCAUUGGACAGGGGAUGCAGGUUGUUAAGGUUCUGGGAGACGUUCUGAGUCCUCGAACUAAAGCUGCACCAGCAAAAGCUUGGACUCCUCGUGAUGAUCUGCUUCGAGCCAAUGCGUCGUCUUACACAUCGGCACAGGUUCAUGAACGUUUGCUGGGGCCGGCAGUUAAGCUGGCAAAAAACGAUUCUGGUUGCCAAUGCUCACGGGCUUGUGCUAAAAAGCCGUCAACAUCAGGACUUGACACUUCUUCCAACACUAAUCUGAGAGACAACUUUUGUUUUCCUCUGAAGCCAACGAAUACCGAGGGAAUAAGGAAGAUAGAGAACUUUGGUAAUUCAUCGCGUCAUUGUCAGAAAAAUGCGGACAUUUAUACACCGGGAAGAGAGAAUAUUCGUCAAACAGCGAAUAGAAAUGGAGGUAAGCCUUCGGCGACAGCCAGUAAAAUGUUGCCGAAAGAAAAAGGGAGGAAAGAUCAGUUGAAUGUUGAAGGAGAUUCAAAGGAUCGUAUAUUUUGCGGUUCGUCGGUUACCAAGCAGUCUCAGUUAUCCAAUGGCCAAAAAAAGACGGCCAAUACACAACACAAUACUUGCGAGUCAGGUGUUCAGAAAUGUCUAUAUUGUCAAGUCCAGAUUAGGAAAGUAAACAAAUCGGGGUUAAUGCCCUGUGGACACACUUUUUGCCAGAGAUGCUUGACGGGUCAAAGGCCUCUGAAAUGUCCAAAGUGUGAUGUGAAAGUGAAAUGUGAAGCAAUUUAAUCUUCAAUAUUAAUUGAAAAUAUUUGUUAGAUCAUUGUUCUAUUUUAAUUACCAAAUUUAAUUGUUAUUUAUAAAUUUCGAUGAUAGCACGUUAUUAUUUUGUUAAUAUUUGCGCAGCAAUUUGUCAAAUUGUUAUUUGUGUAACUUCUGUAUUGUCACUGUAUUGAUUUAAUUACUCAUAGAAAUAAUAGUACGUAGAAAUAUUUAUAUAUAAUUUAUCAAUUCAGGCUUACCAUUGUAGUGUUUUAUCUUGUUACUGGAAAUCUUUUUGACAUUUCUGCGAGUUACAUCAUGCAGUCAGGUUAAACGGCACGAUUAGUGAAUGUCAAGGUGAUAUUACAGUUAAAAAUAUUGGAUUACGUAAUAGAUACACGCAGAAUAAUGCAGCCUCUAAUUAUGAGUAUGCAUAUUUAUGGAAUACUUAACCAAUAAAGUACGAUGUAAUAUAAUUAAAUAUCACUGGACUAAUCUAGGUACUAAAUUCAAUAACAGGUGUGUAGUGGACAGUGAUUUUUAGAUAAGAAUACAUUUUACGGGUUUUUAAAAUCGACGUUUAAAUUGUUUAAAUACAUAACUUAUGAUACAAGUAUUUGUUAUUUAUUGUUAUAAACUUAUGCUUAAUUAUGACCAACAUGUGUUUUAACUUACGAUAUCCACGUACAUAUCUGUCAUAUUUCUAAUAUUAAUAUGUAUUGUUGC
Molecule: messenger RNA, 1841 nt
Organism: Diprion similis
Lineage: Eukaryota; Metazoa; Arthropoda; Insecta; Hymenoptera; Diprionidae
Exons: 2
Coding region: 150-1142 (330 amino acids)
Source: RefSeq, a predicted model, not a curated record